CUCCCCACAACACCUCCCUCAUCGAUCUGUUCAAGGGCUGCAACUUCAGCUGUUUCCCGUGUAUACUGAGUUCGGUCCCUCCAUAUUUACGACAAAACAUGGCUCACGCACAGAAACCUGCCGAAAAGCACGAUCUGCCCCUCGAUCCAAGAUACGACGACUAUGACUUCCCCCUCAUCGCUCCCACCCCUCAAAGUGGCCACGCUGGGUACACGACCGAGACCCAGGAGGCCCAAGUAAAUCAAUUGCGCAUGAUGCUGGAACAGGAAGGCUACACAAAGAACCUGGACACUCUAACUCUGCUCCGAUACCUGAGGGCAAGGAAAUUCGACGUCAACCUUGCAAAGAAAAUGUUCGUCGAAGCGGAAAAGUGGCGAAAAGAGUUUGGCGGCGGUGUAGAUGAGCUCACAAAGCACUUCGACUACCACGAGAAGGCAAAGGUUUUUGAAUAUUACCCACAAUACUACCACAAGACAGAUAAGGAUGGUCGUCCCCUCUAUAUCGAACAGCUCGGAAAAAUCGACCUCAACGCGCUGGGGAAAAUCACCACUGACGAAAGGAUGCUUCAAAACCUGGUGGUCGAAUACGAAAAGAUGGCCGACCCUCGUCUUCCCGCCUGCUGUCGAAAAGCGGGUUAUCUUCUUGAAACGAGCUGCACCAUCAUGGAUGCCAAAGGCGUCGGGCUGAGCUCCAUAUCAUCGGUGUACGCCUACCUACAACGCGCCUCCGCAAUAUCACAGAACUACUAUCCUGAGAGACUUGGCAAACUGUACAUCAUCAACGCUCCGUGGGGAUUCAGCACCGCCUUCAGUGUGGUAAAGUCAUUCCUGGACCCAGUUACGGUCGCCAAGAUCCACAUAUUGGGCAGUGGUUAUCUUCCGGAGCUACUGAAACAAGUGCCCAAGGAGAACUUACCGAAAAAGUUUGGUGGAUCCUGUGAAUGCGAGGGCGGAUGUGAGUUCAGUGAUCAGGGUCCUUGGCGGGAUCCUCAAUACGCGAAGCCUGCCAAAUGGGAGUUAGAGCUGGAGAAGGAGCGAAGCGCUAACAAGGAUGCUAUUGCGGCGGAUCAACCAAGUCUAAGUGUCAGCGAGGGUGUACCGCAAACCUAAGUGCAGUAUUGUGAUUUCCGCGGUCUUAGAGUGGUCUCACAGAGUCAAGACGGUUCAGAUUUCUGACUUCAGAGAAGCGUGACUUGAAUCGUGCGAAGAAUGCUACAUAGGAAUAGACAGAAUCCUGAAAUCACGAGAUGUAGACAUGCAGAGUAGGGUGAAGCGGCAUUAUCUAUUUCUGGCGAUUGACAUAUCACUAAAGCCGGAUCACGACUCAGAAAUGGCGAUGACAAGCCUUUCGAGCUGUGCGCUCUGGGCUGUAAAUGGCAGUUCAAAGCUCGCCACAGUGCUCAACGCCGUCAUGCUCCGUGAUACGGUGUGCUCAAGUCGUGCGAAUACAUACCCGUACUUGAUGAUGGACCUUGGAAAUCAAAAAGGUUGUCCACCUGAAACGGCGCCAUGGCAAAGUCAGGUAACCCAUGAGGAAACUCGCUGAUACCCAAGUCCAUGGGCAUGUCCAUGCCUGUGCUUGAGUACAUGGUGCC
Verruconis gallopava is the source of this 1594-nucleotide messenger RNA. RefSeq lists its product as uncharacterized. The transcript has 4 exons. The coding region runs from base 99 to 1109 and encodes 336 amino acids. NCBI's taxonomy places the organism in Eukaryota, Fungi, Ascomycota, Dothideomycetes, Venturiales, Sympoventuriaceae. The record is from RefSeq and is a predicted model, not a curated record.